CACUAAAAGGUCGCGUAUUUCUUGGAAAACAUCAUACCCGAGUACAACUCAUUUUGAUUCAAGUUUGUUUUCGAAUUACCCUCGUUCAGGACUAAACCAAGAUGAAGCUCCUCAUUGUAACACUUUGCGUUCUUGCUUAUCUUAUCCCUUCUGCUUUAUCCAUUGACUGUUAUGUCUGUCGAAACAGCAAUGGGAACUGCAUGAGUGGAAAGACUAGCUGCUCAGGCAUCGCUUGCUUGAAGGCAAAAGGUGGCGAUGCAGUUGCAAAGACAUGCACAAACAGCUUAGGGUGCAAUGUUGCCAAGUCAAUUUGCAAGAACUCAGGAGAUUGUGAAGCCUAUUGCUGUGACAGUGACCUGUGUAACGGAGGUGUACCCUUGAAGCCUGUGAAGGUCGUGACUCUCCUUGCCAUGGCUCUUGCCGUUGCUAAGUACCUGAUGUAACCAUGACAACGGGAGAUGACAAAAAGGCAGAUAUAAUCCUGGCCUUAGAGCACCUUGUUUUUAUUAAUUAAUCAUUUCAAAAGUAAUUAUAGCAUUAAUAGUUUCACUGUUUUGAAGAUAUUGUCUGACAUUUUUGAAAUUACCUUGUUGUCAUAUGCUAAAACAGUUAUUCUUAACAAUAUAGGGGAAUUUAGUUUAGAAUCGAAAUAAAAAUCAUUUACCAUUUAUUCCUUUUUUUUUAUAUAUAUUUAUUUUGAUGACGUUCUUAAACCUCCUUAACGUGCGCGUAAUGUUUUCCCAUUUCAGUCCACGUGUCAUUCCCUUGAGAAUAAAAUUAUUUGUUUGAGUUGAA
Messenger RNA from Actinia tenebrosa (Australian red waratah sea anemone), 795 nucleotides. RefSeq lists its product as uncharacterized. Lineage: Eukaryota; Metazoa; Cnidaria; Anthozoa; Actiniaria; Actiniidae. The record is from RefSeq and is a predicted model, not a curated record.